AUGCAAGAUGGGAACACCAGAGGGGAGGGUCAGGUGUGGUCAGAGGAGCUUCAGUGUAGAGGCAACGAGUCUCAGAUUCACUUCUGUCCAAUAUCAUCUUCACUCAAACACAACUGCUCCCAUGACAGUGAUGUGGGUCUGGUGUGUGCUGGGAGUGUGCGGCUGGUUGAUGGGGGUAGUCGCUGUGCUGGGAGAGUGGAGGUUCUUCAUAGAGGACAGUGGGGAACAGUGUGUGAUGAUUACUGGGAUAUGAGAGAUGCUGCAGUGGUGUGUAGAGAGCUGCGCUGUGGAGAGGCUGUAGAUGCACUGAGUGAUGCUCACUUUGGAUCAGGAUCUGGACCAAUCUGGAUGGAUAAAGUGGACUGUAGUGGGUCAGAGUCUACACUGAAGAUCUGUAGAUCAAGAGGAUGGGGAAAACACAACUGUGAUCAUUCUAAAGAUGUUGGAGUCAUCUGCUCAGGUUGCAUUUUAAUGCAAAUAAAUCUGAAUAACCACUUUCUCCAUCAUAGGAAUGUCACUUUGUUUCUGUUCUCUCAUAAUAUUGUAGGAGUCAGGCUGGUUGGUGGUUCUCGCUGCUCUGGGAGAGUGGAGGUGCUUCAUGGAGAGACCUGGUCCACAGUGUGUGAUGCUGACUUUGACCAGAAGGAUGCAGAGGUUGUGUGUCGAGAGCUGGGCUGUGGGCUUCCUGUGGAGGUGCUGGGAGCAGCUGCUUUUGGCAGAGGGGAGGGUCAGGUGUGGUCAGAGGAGCUUCAGUGUAGAGGCAAUGAAUCUCAGAUUCACCUCUGUCCAACAUCAUCUUCACAGAAACCCAACUGCUCCCAUGACAGUGAUGUGGGAGUAUUGUGUGCUUUCAGUGUGAGGUUGGUAGAUGGUGGCAGUCGCUGUGCUGGGAGAGUGGAGGUUCUUCACAGAGGACAGUGGGGAACAGUGUGUGAUGAUGGCUGGGAUAUGAGUGAUGCCGCAGUGGUGUGUAGAGAGCUGCGCUGUGGAGAGGCUGUAGAUGCUCUAAGUGAUGCUCACUUUGGACCAGGAUCAGGACCAAUCUGGAUGGUUGAUGUGGACUGUAGUGGGUCAGAGUCUACACUGAAGAAAUGCCAUUCAACAUUAUGGGGUAAACAUGCCUGUAAUCACUCUAAAGAUGCUGGAGUUAUCUGCUCAG
Messenger RNA from Colossoma macropomum (tambaqui), 1159 nucleotides. RefSeq names its product soluble scavenger receptor cysteine-rich domain-containing protein SSC5D-like. The transcript is spliced from 5 exons. The annotation marks the transcript as partial. Lineage: Eukaryota; Metazoa; Chordata; Actinopteri; Characiformes; Serrasalmidae. Gene Ontology annotation, cellular component: membrane. The record is from RefSeq and is a predicted model, not a curated record.